AUGAUUUUCAAAAAGCAUUUUGUGAAUACUUAUAACCUCUGGGUUGUAAUCUUCGUCGCCAUUGGCACCAUAUCCAGUGCAUACGGGCUAGCAAUCAUCGGCUCGACUGUCGGACAGCCCAAUUUCUACACAUAUUUCAACUUGGCUCCGCAGGGAGAACCAGGCUAUGCCCACACGACCAACAUAAUCGGGGCCCUGAAUGGAGUCAAUUCCGCAGGUGCCAUCGCGGGAUGCUAUUUUCAAGCAUGGGCAUCCGACUUCUACGGCCGAAAACGCACUAUACAGAUCGGAUCCGUCGUGAUGAUUAUUGGCGGCGCGUUGUGUUCUGGAGCAGUCAAUAUAGCCAUGUUCCUAGUCGGUCGAUUUGUCGCCGGUCUUGGGGCUGGAAUCCUGGCAUGUGUUGUGCCAAUGUACCAAGCAGAGGUCUCGACGGCGGAGACCCGUGGCGCGAUGGUGGCUAUUACAGGUAUAAUGUAUGCGGUGGGAUACACAUUGGCAGGCUGGCUCGGAUAUGCCUGUUACUUUAUGAAGGCAACUGAUCCGCAUGCUACCUUUUCUUGGAGGUUUCCACUCGCCUUUCAAGUGAUCUCCCCGCUCAUCGUGCUCGCGGGCAGUCCAGCAAUUCCAUUCUCACCUCGGUGGUUACUACAACAAGGACGACGUGACGAAGCUUGGGAUAUUGUCCAGCGCCUACACAAGACCCCUGAUGACCCCAAUAGUAUCCACGCCCGACAAGAAUUCUACCUCAUGGAGAAACAGCACGAGUUGGACAAGUCCAUGACCACUCGCCGAUUCGAGAUUUUCCGUACCGCUGCAAACCGAAGGCGUGCUCUGAUGGCCUUUCUUCUCAUGUGGGGAGAUCAAUUCCUGGGAAUCUUCGUCAUCACAAACUAUGGCGUUUUGAUCUAUUCCGGGCUCGGUUUGACGGGGUCAGUGCCGUUGUUGCUUAAUGCAUGCUGGACAAGCUUCACAUUGAUUGGAAACACUUGGACAGCAUUCUACAUUGACCGGUUUGGCAGACGUCGCUUCAUGCUGAUUGGGUCCAUCGGUUGCAUCUGCUCUUUGAUAUUUCUAUGUUCUUUGACAGCAACGUAUCUCGGCACAGAGAACACAGCUGGGCUCAGGGCCACGGUGUUUUUCGUGUUUUUCUACUGCUUCUGGUGGUGUUUCUUCGUUGAUGCGACUCAAUACGUCUACGUUCCAGAGAUCUUCCCCAGUCAUCUUCGCACUCAAGGCGUGGCCAUUGGCCUCAGCGGCUAUUAUCUAGCGUCAGAGGUCACCUUGGUCGCAGCUCCCGUCGCGCUCAACAGCAUUGGUUGGAAAUUCUAUCUUGUUCUGAUUGUUCCAUCUGCGGUAUACAUUUGCUACAUUUAUUUUUGUUUCCCAGAAACAAAAGGGCGGACAUUGGAAGAGAUUGGAGAGCUCUUUGGCGAUGGAGACCAGGUUGCCGCUCAUUGGUAUCAUACCACAGAGGAGGAGCGCGCGAAAAUUGCUGAGGAGGCUUUACGGGAUAUGAAGCCCUCAGGAUCUGCGUCUGAUGAAGAAUUGAAACCGACAAAUUUCCAUGACGAGAAGGUUUCUUAG
This is a messenger RNA of Talaromyces rugulosus, 1584 nucleotides long. RefSeq lists its product as uncharacterized. Bases 1 to 1584 code for a protein of 527 amino acids. Gene Ontology annotation, cellular component: membrane. The transcript has a single exon. Gene Ontology annotation, molecular function: carbohydrate:proton symporter activity. The record is from RefSeq and is a predicted model, not a curated record. Gene Ontology annotation, biological process: transmembrane transport; carbohydrate transport. NCBI's taxonomy places the organism in Eukaryota, Fungi, Ascomycota, Eurotiomycetes, Eurotiales, Trichocomaceae.